AUGGCCAAACCAAAGACACGGACGUCUCAAGAGGCCUCCAGCCCCGUCCAAGAAUCUUCAAGGAAAAUCUGCGUUAAGACGAGGCAAGAUUCCGCCGCAUCGACAGCAGCCAAAAGAUCCCCUGAAGUCAAUGUCUCCCAACAAGAGAGAGACGGCAUGCCUACGGCCACGAUGUCCUUGCAGUGCGGAGUAUGUGACAAAGUUUUCAACCGCAGGGCGGAACUGCGAACACACUUGUUCGCUCAUGCAGGCGAGAAACAGUACGCCUACGACGUGUGCGGCAGGAAAUACACAGAAAAGAAGAACCUCGUGAUCCACAGUCGCUCGCACACGGGCGAGAGGCCCUUCGAGUGUUCGUCGUGCCCGGCCACGUUCACCAGCAGCGAACGUCGGAAAAGACACAUGUUGACUCACACUGGGGAACGACCGCACGAGUGCAACGAGUGCGGACGGAGAUUCGCCACGACAUCAAGCCUCGCGCGCCACGUACCGGUUCAUUCGGGCAAGAAGGCGUUCGCCUGCCACGUCUGCGGCCGAAAAUUUUCCCAGAGGGGCACACUCCAGCGCCACGCCCGUACGCACACUGGCGAGAAGCCCUACGUGUGCCACCUCUGUCCCACCACGUUCGCACUCUUGAGCACGCUGAAAGGGCACGUCGCACGCCACACCGGCGAGCGACCUCACAAGUGCAACAUAUGCGGGCAGAGUUUCGGAUCAAGCUGCAACCUUUCCAGAUAUAUGAUCGUUCACUCGGGCGUGAAGAAGUUCAGCUGUGAAUUUUGUAGCCGCAAACUUAGUUCUAAACAAGCACUGACAGGGCACACCCGCGCGCAUACGGGCGAGAAGCCGUAUCUCUGCCACCUUUGUCCUGCUACAUUCGCGGACAGUAGCAACCUGAAGAGGCAUGUUCUGACCCACACCGGCGAGCGACCUCAUGGGGUAGCCCUGGCCUCGCAAAACUUGCAUCUUGCCGAAUAA
Messenger RNA from Rhipicephalus sanguineus (brown dog tick), 978 nucleotides. Its product is annotated as gastrula zinc finger protein XlCGF8.2DB-like. Gene Ontology annotation, cellular component: nucleus. The transcript is spliced from 3 exons. The record is from RefSeq and is a predicted model, not a curated record. Lineage: Eukaryota; Metazoa; Arthropoda; Arachnida; Ixodida; Ixodidae. The coding region runs from base 1 to 978 and encodes 325 amino acids.